UUGGCUUCAAAGAGAGAAGAUGCAGUAUUUGAAAAUCAGUAAACUGUUGUUUAUCACACUUGUAUUCGUUAAUCAAAUCUAUCAUUGUUCAUUCACUGAAUGUGGCAAAAAUGAAGUGCUUCGAGACGGUUGCUUUGAAAGUUCAUGUUAUCAGUUUCUCUACGAUGGCGACAAUUGCCCCACUAAACACCAAAUUGAAUGUCAUUGCGAUAUUGGAUAUGUACGCGUUGGAGGAGAAUGUCUGACAAAAGAUAAAUGUCUUCCGAGUGGAAGUAUGAAAAUUAUGUCGAAGAAGGAGGCCAUUAUCCGGAAAGUACGAAACGAAAAGCAGGCUUAAGCUGCUUAAUAAAAUGCACAAGUGUAGUUAUUAAAUAUAAGAUAUUUCAAGUCUUAUAUUUUAACUAAUAUUGAAAUGGGAAACUUCUUAACUGUAAAAUCAAGAUUAAUAUUAAAAGAUUUGUGUAU
Drosophila nasuta is the source of this 465-nucleotide messenger RNA. RefSeq lists its product as uncharacterized. Lineage: Eukaryota; Metazoa; Arthropoda; Insecta; Diptera; Drosophilidae. The transcript has 2 exons. The coding region runs from base 20 to 337 and encodes 105 amino acids. The record is from RefSeq and is a predicted model, not a curated record.